AUGAUGGAAUUGCCGCUUACGAUGAAUGCUGUCGUGUUCGACGGUCCGUACAAGGUUUCGCUUCAGCAACGACCGGUGCCCAAGAUACAAGACGAUGGAGACAUUAUAGUCAAAGUUGAUGCAACAGCUCUCUGCGGAUCUGAGCUUCAUACGUUUAGAGGCCACCAGCCCUCAAACGCAGGAUUUAUUAUGGGCCACGAGUUCGCUGGCACAGUUGUGGCAGCGGGUAACGACGUUAAAUCUGUCAAGAUUGGGGAUAAGGUGGUAUCUCCUUUCACCGUGUCCUGCAUGAACUGUUUUUACUGCAAAAACGGAUAUUCGUCUCGGUGUGACCAUAGCUUAUUGUUUGGUUCGGAAAAGCUGGAUGGCGCUCAAGCUGAUUACGUGCGCGUACCCCUUGCAGAUGGUACAGCUAUGAAGGCGCCACCCGAGAUCGAUGACAAUGCAUUGGUGCUCAUGGCAGACAUAUUCCCGACAGGCUUCUUCGGCGCCAAGAAUGCAUUCAAUAGCCUGGGUUCGCAAGAUCCGUCCGAAGCCACAGUGGUGGUCAUCGGUUGCGGACCGGUAGGACUGUGUGCCAUAGUCUCGGCGCUGGAGUACAAGCCAAAACAUCUCUUCGCCAUCGAUAGCAUCGAUAGCCGUCUUGAACUCGCAAAGAGUUUGGGUGCAGAACCGCUUAACUUUGCGAAGGAUAGGUCGGCUAUGAUUGCUCGAAUCAAAGAAGUCACAGAUGGCCGAGGAGCAGAUGCAGUUAUUGAAGUGGUUGGCUUAAGCCCUGCCCUAAAGACGGCGUUUGAUGUCCUGAGACCUUUCGGUUUCAUAAGCAGUAUAGGCGUCCACAAUGCCGAGAUCCCCUUUAGUGGCACUGAAGGAUAUAAUAAAAAUGUGAGGUUACAAAUGGGAAGAUGUCCAGUCCGCUCGAUAUUUUCCGAUGCACUCAAGGUCCUCGCAAGAAACCAACAUAAGUUUGGGUUUAUGUUCGAGAAAAUCAUGCCCCUUUCUAUGGCCGUAUCCGGAUACGAUCUGUUUGAUAAGAUGCAAGUGCAAAAGGUAAUUUUCAAGCCGUGA
This is a messenger RNA of Daldinia childiae, 1068 nucleotides long. RefSeq names its product putative zinc-type alcohol dehydrogenase-like protein YbdR. Bases 1 to 1068 code for a protein of 355 amino acids. The record is from RefSeq and is a predicted model, not a curated record. Gene Ontology annotation, molecular function: oxidoreductase activity; zinc ion binding. Lineage: Eukaryota; Fungi; Ascomycota; Sordariomycetes; Xylariales; Hypoxylaceae. The transcript is spliced from 6 exons.